AUUGAAGCUUCUUUUCUAAGAAAAGUCACACAAAUCAUCUCUCUUUAUUAACAACUUCUCCUCACCAUUCACCUCCGAUAAGAAAACACCCUUCCUUAUUAGAACAAAGAAGACGAUCAUUCUAAAGAAAGAAAGAGAGAUGGGUUGUAUUCACUUCGAGUCAUCAGAUCAAUGGACACGCUCUGUCCAAGACGAAGAAACAUCCAACACAGCUUCACCACAACACGAGCAAGGAGGAGGAGGGAUCCAGGAAGCUUGGGCCGAGAUCGAGACUCGCGGAGGUGGUGGUCAUUUCGCCGGAGAGAGUAGGAACAACAAGCUUGAGAAGAGGAAGAGCCAAGUGUUGCUUGAGGGCUACGUUGAAGCUUCUGCUGCUGAUGAUUAUCAAGAAGAUCUUACGAGAGGUAAGAGUUUGACGGAUGAUGAUCUCGAGGAGCUUAAAGGCUGUUUAGAUCUAGGUUUUGGGUUCAGCUACGACGAGAUCCCUGAGCUUUGCAGCACUCUGCCUGCUUUAGAGCUUUGUUACUCCAUGAGCCAGAAGUUCUUGGAUGAUCAACAAAAGUCGUCGGACACGUGUCCGGCUGAAGAUGCUUCGCCGCCGCCACCGUCCACGACCGGUCCAGUUGCAAACUGGAAGAUCUCUAGCCCUGGUGAUAAUCCAGAUGAUGUAAAAGCUAGACUCAAAUACUGGGCACAAGCUGUAGCUUGCACUGUCCGGUUGUGUAGCUGAACAGCUACCAUCAUCAUCUUGUCUGAACAUAUUGGGUGAACCAGAAACAUUCUUCUGAAGACCUUUUUUGCAUGAAUGAAGUCUCUGCCACUGUUAGCUGAAGAAUAGACCUGCAUUGUGUGUCCAUGGAGAAACUGUGAUGAGACUUAGAGAGACAAAGAAACAACUGUGUUUUUGAAGUCCUCUGUUUUGUUGUGGCUGAGGUAACUUGAUCAUCUAACUGUCAGAGUUUUAAUUAACAAGUUCUGUUUCAUGAUCUUGAUCUGUCUUUGUUCUUGUGCUUCAGUUACAAGAUGUUAAAAAAAAGAACACGUCCGUACUUGUGAUUCUUUUUAUCUUUUUUUUUUUCUUUCCCGUUUGUGGGAAAGUAUCAGAAAGUUGUGGUAAUAAGUUGUGAACACGCUCAACGUGUCGUGUACGAUAGGGCAGACAUGAUCGUACUUUCACGUGUUCUGUUACGUAUCCAACUUUUCUAAUAACGGCGAAUAUGAUUUCUUUCUCCAUCUAA
Messenger RNA from Brassica napus (rape), 1238 nucleotides. RefSeq lists its product as uncharacterized. The transcript has 3 exons. The coding region runs from base 140 to 730 and encodes 196 amino acids. Lineage: Eukaryota; Viridiplantae; Streptophyta; Magnoliopsida; Brassicales; Brassicaceae. The record is from RefSeq and is a predicted model, not a curated record.